Schistosoma curassoni is the source of this 2244-nucleotide messenger RNA. The record is from the annotation of a GenBank genome assembly. Lineage: Eukaryota; Metazoa; Platyhelminthes; Trematoda; Strigeidida; Schistosomatidae.
CGAAUUUGUUCGAGUGCGUCGGUUAUUCCUGAUAUCCACUGAGUGUUCUGGAACGUUAACUGAGCUACUAAUUGUCGUCAUGGGGCGUGCAGAAGCAGAUAGUGAGAAAGAAAAGGGUAAUGACGCUUAUAAAAAAAAGGACUUCGAAGCUGCGAUCACACAUUACGACAAUGCAAUAAAACUUGACCCAACGUGCAUAACGUACUACACAAACAAAGCUGCAGUGUAUUACGAGAAAGGUGAAUAUGAUAAGUGCGUGGAGAUAUGUGAAGAGGCUGUUGAGAUAGGCAGAGAAAACAGAGCCGACUUCAAAUUGAUAGCCAAAGCAUUCGCGCGUGCUGCUCAUGCUUGUGAGAAAAAAGAAGAUUAUCCUAAUGCAAAAAAAUAUUACGACAAGUCACUGUCCGAAUCCAAGCAACCAGAUGUUGAGAAGAGUGCUCGAGCUUUAGAAAAUCGUAUGAAGGAAAUGGAAAGGUUAGCAUAUAUUAACCCAGAGAUGUCAGAAAUGGAGAAAGUCAAGGGAAACGAAUGUUAUCAGAAGGGUGAUUACCCAGCUGCCAUAAAACAUUACACUGAGGCUAUAAAGAGAAAUCCAUCUGACGCAAAACUGUAUAGUAAUCGUGCAGCAUGUUACACAAAGUUAAUGGAGUUUCCUUUAGCGGUUAGUGAUUGUAAUAAGUGCAUCGAGGCAGAUCCGAAAUUUAUCAAAGGUUACCUGAGGAAAGGAGCAGCAUGCAAUGCUAUGAAGGAUUUUACUCAAGCAAGGAAAGCUUUUCGGAAAGCUCUAGAGCUAGAUCCAGAUUGUUCGGAAGCUAGAGAAGGUCUCAGUCAAUCAUAUACAAAUGAUGACGAUCCAGAAGCUGCUCGCAAGCGUGCUAUGAACGAUCCUGAAAUAGCUUCCAUCUUGUCCGAUCCAGCCAUGCGCCUUAUUCUAGAUCAGAUGUCAGAUCCUACUGCACUUCGUGCACACCUUAAUAACCCAGAGAUAGCAUCCAAACUAAUGAAGCUCAUCGAUGCCGGCUUAAUUUCAUUUCGGUGAACUUUCCUUAUGAUAGUUCUGUUUUCAAGAAAUUAAUUCACGAACACUUUUAACUCUUGUUACUAUUCGAAUGUCCUUAAAGAAUGCAAAAGUCGAAUAUUCAAAUACUUUUACUUUUAUCAGCCAUCAACUUCAGGAAAACAAUUAGUUCAGAACCAAUACUUUCUGCUUGCGGGAAUUUUGAUUCAUGUACAUUUAUACAAACAAUAAGUCUUGAAAAUACAGGCGAGUAAAGUACUAGUAUUGUUCUAAAUUCUAAUAAUUUUUAGGGAAUGAGAUCAAUGAAUUGCAAUCUUUAUUAAGUGAAAUAAUCGUUAGGCUUCGAAAGCAUUGAACCAAAAUAAUUGUUAAAGAGAGCAGAAAUUAAGAUUGAUGCGAAAUAUUAAUUAUUCAUUUUAUUUCGCUAAGUCCUCAUCAGCUUCUUACGAGCUACCAAACCAAUCAUUACGGAUAUAUACGAAAGAGGUUAGGGAUGACUGUAUCAUGACAUCUAUCAGCUAAACUGUUUGUCUUGUCCAAAACAUGAUGUUCUAUAACACACUCGAAGAUUGGCAGGUAUCCUUUUUCAUAUUAGUACCAAUUGCGUUUUUAAAAAUUCAUAUGUAUUCGCAAAAGCAGAUACAUUAGUAGAACAGAAAGAGGAGCCUACGUCCGCUUUAAAGGACAAAUUCCAAAAAGUCAAAGUGGAUUAAAAGUAUUCAGCAGUGCCAUCUCGAAACAUCUUGACACACGACAUCAGGCGGAUACACUGGAGUUUCUCAAGGUGACUGGUAAACAAUGGAACUCCGAUCUCCUGAGAUUUCCCGAGAAUAUAGCGAUAAAACACCUGGAACGUGAUUUAUGUAACCUAAAGGGAACUAAGUCUUUCUUUGCCCUGGUAACAUUACAUCCUUUUUAUUGCAUCAUUCAUUUUUUCUACUGUUCCCAAAGUUUGGAUUAUAUCAUUGUAAUUUUUUAGAUUUAUAACUGACUGGUUUCAACUGACGUCUUUCUUUAUUACCAUUAGUCCGUUUUCAAUCACUUCAUUAUACAAUCAUCUCAUGUUUGUUAACUCUAAGUUCUAAUCACUGAUUCAAUGUUCUGGCACUUCCCCUCUCAAGUUUUAUUUUUGUGACCUUAUCAACUUCUAUCUUCGCUAUGUCAUGACACACAUACUCCUCUCUGACCUCUUUCGUAUUAAUAAAGUAUGUCAAUAUUUGUGAUAA